AUGAAGAAGAAAAAGAGAAAAGAAAGAAGAACUAUUGUCGCCGUUAGCUCCCAAAUCUUCAAUCUUGACUUCCUCGAAUCCCUCGUGUGUUCCGUGCUUUCUCUAAGCCUCCAAUGGUGUCAAAAGUCCCAAAAACGAGUUUCUCAGGGAAGAAAUCGCGCAAGAAUCCUAUUCCCCGCUGAUCAAGAAGUCGGGAUCUCGGGCGUUCGAAUCGAUGCCCAGGAAGAGCUCGCGAGGCCCAUUUACUACCGCAAGAUGUUGGGCCCCUUUUUCGCAUCCGUGAAAAGGAUCGCAGUCGAAGGCGCCGAGAAAUUGGUGUUUCUGGAUUGA
Messenger RNA from Striga asiatica, 330 nucleotides. NCBI's taxonomy places the organism in Eukaryota, Viridiplantae, Streptophyta, Magnoliopsida, Lamiales, Orobanchaceae. The record is from the annotation of a GenBank genome assembly.